GGAGCUGCAACAACGGCUUUGCUUGACAAUCCACAAUAGCUUCACCAUGGCGUUAGGUUCGGUCAGUGCCACCGCCCGCCCAGCGACACUUCCCUUUUCCCCCACUCACAGAGACUAACGGUUCAUAGUGGAAAUCGUUCAACUUCUUCAUAGUAACACCCGUCAAGGCUACCGAUGGGGCCGACAAUGCACCUCCCCUGUUUGAGGUAUUUGACCCUCCACAUCACCAUCACUUUCGCCACUGGGUCCUAACGAUGGAUUGCUGGAACAGGGCGCGGAUAUCACGACUUUAACGUCUGGGUCUGAUACUCUCUUCAUUGGAACUUCGCUUGGGUUCGUACAUGUGGUCAAUUCGGCAUUCAAGAUUAUCAGGUCCUUUCCGACGUAUGAGAAUGAUUCCGAGCAUGUGGGGAGCAUUCGGCACAUCAAGCAGGUGGAGGGAACGAAAUUACUUGUCACGGUCAGCGAGGAUUUAAGCACCGAUCCUGUGCUGAAGGUGUGGGCUUUGGAUAAGACGGAGAGGAAGACGGGAUUACCGCGGUGUCAGAGCACAGUGACGAUCCAGAAUGGUCGACGGCAGUUUCCGGUCAGUUGUGGUGUUUACGGAGGUACUCGAGAGGGGGAUCGCUGAUUGGGGCUACAGAUAUCCGCGUUCGCUACCACGCCUUCGCUAUCGCUCGUUGCCGUUGGGUUCGCUAACGGGUCUAUUGUACUGAUCCGUGGUGACCUAAUCCACGAUCGUGGCUCCAAGCAGAGGAUCAUCUUCGAGUCUGAAGAGCCCAUCACAAACCUGUGCUUCUCGCCCCCACCAACGACUCCGAAUGCUCAUGCUCACCAGGGAGGAUUCGGCCCCUACCGCCACACACCUGCCCCCGAUGGUGGGGAUACUUUGUACGUUUCAACUAUCGGCCGCAUAUUGACAUUGAUUACGGCCGGUAAGGGAACUGGCCAACCGAGGGUGCUAGAAUCACAGGGGUGUGGACCUGGAUGCAUGAAGCCUGCCAUCGAUUUCUCGUCCGAAGAAAAGGGCCUUGCUGGGGAGGGAAGUGACAUCGUGGUGGCAAGGGAUGAUGCAAUAUACUUUUAUGGGCCGAACGGGAGAGGGGCAUGUUAUGCAUAUGAGGGGCCGAAGGAGAUGGUGCACAUCUUCAAGAACUAUGUCGCCUUGGUCUCGCCACCAGCUUCGCAACCUUCCACUGCACCCAAGUCCGGCGGGAUGACGCGGACGCUAAAAAGGCUUGUAGGGAGGGGUGCGUCGGCGGCAGUUAGCGAGGAUCCCUUCGAUGUAACAAAGUUCACACUUCUGGACACGGAACUGAAGUUUGUGGCGCACUCGGAGAGAUUGAUUUCUGGCGUCAAGCAAGUGUUUAGCACAUGGGGUGAUUUGUUUGUUUUGACAUUCGACGGGAAGGUUCAUCGAUAUCACGAGGUCAGUUUACAGGAGAAGCUGGGAAUCCUGUACGCUAGAAAUCUUUACAUCCCUGCCAUCAACUUGGCUCAGAAAGCUGGAGUUGGGGAGGCGAAGUUACGGACGAUAUACAGGCGAUAUGCCGAUUACCUGUAUGGCAAAGGAGAUUGGGAUGGGUCUAUGCAGUGGUAUAUCAAAGCCAUUGGUAAAUCGGAUGGGGAGGGUGUCAGUACUGUCAUACGGAAAUUCUUGGAUACCCAGCGGAUCCACAACCUUAUUGAAUAUCUGGAGGAGUUACAUAUGCAUAAUAUUGCAACGUCGGAUCAUACGACGUUGCUGUUGAAUUGCUACGCUAAGCUCAAGGAUAUUGAGAAGUUGGAAAAGUUUAUCAGGGUGUCUUCCGGUGAGGGCUUGAGAUUUGACGUUGAUACUGCUAUUGCUAUGUGCAGACAGGCUGGCUACCAUGAGCAGGCUGUAUACCUGGCGGAGAGGCAGGGUGAACAUGAGGUUGUCGUUGGAAUCCUCGUGGAGAAUCUGGGGAAGGUGGAUGAGGCGCUAGGAUACACGAAAAGGCUAGAGCCUGAGAUUGCAUGUUCUUGUCUUUACCUUCAAUUAUGCUGCUGCUAAUUAUCUUCUAGGCAUACUCCAGUUUGAUGAGGUAUGCAAGGACCUUUUUGCGGCAGGUCCCACAACAAACUACCGACUUCUUCAUUGAAUAUUAUACUGGGAGGUAUAUUGCGAGAAAGAAGGAGGAGCCGGGCGCUCAAACGCAGCAGCAGGAAGGGAGAAUUCAGAGCUACCUUAACGCCUCGCUGUUGCAACAGUUGCCUUAUAUGGGGGGCGGAGGGACGGCUGGAGGUACAUCGCCAAAUACGAAUGCGUCAACGAAUGCCACCGCUAGCGCUUCGCCGAGGAAGAUCUCGGACUCGGCUGCUGGGGACGGAGGUGCCGUCCCGCUAGACCUUCCAGCGCCUUAUAAGCCUCCACGACCUAGAACUGCGUUUUCGUCGUUUGUUGAUCACCCGAAGGAGUUCGUGGAGUUUUUAGAGAACGUGCUGGAGACGGCUCGUGAGGGUGUGCUUGGUGAAGGGGAUCGAGUGGAUAUAUAUACGACGUUGUUUGAGAUGUACCUUCAACGGGCUAAUGAAGCUAAGACUACGGAGGAGAAGCAGCAAUGGGAAGCCAAGGCGAAAGGUAUUAUUGAGGAUAAAGAGGUAAAGUUUAUCCGCACCUUGUAUUUCGAGCACUACUAACGGAGAGAGGAAAAGACUUUGAUAGAUACAUCUAACGUCCUUUUGCUCUCCCACCUCUCCAAUUUCCGGGAUGGGACUGUAUUGGUUCGCGAGAAGCAGGGUCUGCGCUUUGAUAUAUUCAGAUCCUGCUGUUCAGCUGGAGACACUGCUGGUGCUGUCCGUGCAUUGAAAAAGUAUGGGGCGGAAGAGCCACAGCUGUAUGUUGCAGCAUUAUCGUACUUCACGAGUAGUCCCAAAGUUCUUGCGGAUGUCGGAGAGGCAGAACUGCAGCGGGUGCUCAAGGUUAUCGAUGAGCAGGGUUUGAUGAAGCCUCUGCAAGUGGUACAAACACUAAGCACUAAUGCCGUCGCCACGGUUGGCAUGGUGAAACGCUACCUCGGGGACACCAUCGAGAAAGAAAGACGCGAGAUCGAAAAUGUAUGUCUUUUCUUUCACCAGCACAAACCCUAUUUCAACCCCAGCAGACUAACAAUUGUAGAAUCGCCGUAUGAUUGAAAACUACAAAACCGAGACAGAGAAGAAAAAGGCCGAAAUCGAAGACCUUGGCUCAAAGCCUAGUGUCUUCCAAUCACAACGCUGUCUCGCCUGCAGUCUCCAAUUGGAACUCCCGACAGUACACUUCCUUUGUAAGCACUCCUUCCACCAACGGUGUCUCAACAAUGUCGACGACAACCCGGAAUGCCCGACUUGCUCGGCCUCGAAUCAGACUAUCCGCACGCUCAGAAAGGCCCAGGAUGAGUAUGCGGAUCGUCACGAAUACUUCAAUUCACAGCUGCAGGAGUCGAGGGAUAAAUUUGGCACUAUCAGUGAGUUUUUCGGGAAGGGAGUUAUGGCGGCACCACCGGUGUUUAAUUGACGCUUACUGGACUGGGCCACUCUUACUUUAUGGCUAAUGUGAUGACACUCUUUUUCUCUCCUUGCUUUGAUUUUUCCUUUUUUUCUUUUUUUACUUCUCACGUCAUAGGUAGAAAUUUAAGUGGAGUCUCUGGAGGCAUUGGGUAUGAGUUGUGAGGCUUGGGAUGUUCGUAUGUUGGUAUGCGUACAGUACGAGCGCAGGCUCCGAGACCUCGGACCUUGUUGUUUGCUCCCAUAGGCGUUGUCUGACGACGGUAUAUCGUGAAUUCUUUUGCAGUGACUUACUCUCAAUUUGGGGAGGGGGGGCGGAUGGUGUGGGGCAGGGGACAAGAACCAGAUUGAUUACUUAUCCCCUACAGUGUUGAUGGUGCUGGAUUUACCUGUAUUGCGUUGUGAUCUAAGCUACCGUAGUGCAUUAUACCGGUGUGGAAGAGUCUCUGUUGACUUCCCGUAAUUUGGAUGGUGUGAUUGACCGAGCUGACACCUGUGCAAUUGUGUUGACCGUAUGAUGUAAUAUUAAACCGGAUAAGAGAGUAGAAUUAGGCUGAUAAAGUUGACAGUGAAACACAGUGAGAAAGCAAGAGGAAAAGAGUGGAGAAACAAAGCUCCAAAACAACAAGAAAGAAGGUGGUGUA
Tuber aestivum (summer truffle) is the source of this 4151-nucleotide messenger RNA. Lineage: Eukaryota; Fungi; Ascomycota; Pezizomycetes; Pezizales; Tuberaceae. The record is from the annotation of a GenBank genome assembly.